AUGGUUCAGUACCAGUAUAUUGCCCUCGCCGCCACUGCCGUCACUGCCGUCACCGCCGCCACGGACAAGAUCUCGGUCCAAGUUUAUCGCAACUUGGAAAUCGCCAAGCAGUCGAACGUCGUGGUGAAAUUUCACUGUGACGAGGCCCUCGCCACCCACCGCCGCCGACUCAAGAGCGGCGCGUCUCGCACCGAAACCAUCGAGUCGCUGGUUGAUUCGUUGAAGGAGCACACCACAAAAUCUCAGGCGUCGGUCAAGUCGCUUCUGGCCAACCAAGUUGAAUCGACGGCUGUGGAAGUGGCCACGACAUGGAUCGACUGUGCCAUGCACGUCAACAACGCCUCCACCAACCUCAUCCAGAAGAUCGCGGCGUUGCCGGAAGUCAAAUCCAUUUACGAGCCAGUUACAAUGACACUCGAUGAAACCCAAAGCGAUGACAAACCAGUAAGUGCUGUCAAUCAUGACAUCGAUUGGGGGAUGAAGAAGAUCCAAGCGCCGGCGCUGUGGGCCAAUGGCAUCGAGGGCGAAGGUAUUGUCGUGGCCAACAUCGACUCCGGGGUUCGCUAUACCCACGAGUCAUUAAAGUCGAACUGGCGAAGAGAAUACGGUUGGUUCGACCCUUACAACAAGACGAACACGCUGCCCGACGACAAGUGGGGCCAUGGCACUUCUGUCAUGGGCAUCAUGGUGGGAACGAAAGGUAUUGGUGUCGCCCCCAAAGCCAAGUGGAUUGCGUGCAAAGCGUGCAAGUACGAUUGCAGUACACUUAUGUUGGUGGAAUGCGCUCAAUUCCUGCUUUGUCCCCACAACAACGAUGGCAAGAAAUGCGACCCCAGCAAGGCCCCUCAUGUGAUCAAUGGCAGCUUUGGACAUAUCACCAAGGACUUUUAUUUGGAAGAUAUGAUUACAAAGUGGAGAGAAGCGGGAAUCAUUCCCGUGUUUGCGAUCGGCAACCACGGCCUUCAAGGAUGUACGUAUUCAGGUUAUCCUGGCAUCUCCCCUCAAGUGAUUGCUGUCGGCAACACUGACGCCUACGAUACUUUGGCGUUCGAUUCAAGUUUGGGACCUUCCAUCCAUGGAGUAGUCAAACCCGACAUUUCGGCUCCUGGUUUCGACAUCCGUACCCCAGGACACUCCAGCGAUGAUAGUUUUAUCUGGAGCAGUGGCACAAGCAUGGCUGCGCCUCAUGUUUCUGGAGCCAUCGCCUUGUACUUGUCUGCCAAAAAUGGCGCCUCGUACGACCAAGUGUACAGGGCCCUGACCGAGAAUGCGGACACGAACACGUUAAAUCCACCCAACAAGACCUGCGGUGGCAUUCCCAACACGCAGUAUCCCAACAACCUCUUUGGUCACGGCCGCUUGAAUAUCUUCAACGCCGUGGCUGCUAGCAUCAGCGGCCUGACUCUUCCCCCGCCAUCCGAGUCCACUCAAGUCCUGAACCCGACCGAUGACCUAAGCGAUGACCUAAGCACGUGUGGCACCUUGGAAGACAACACGCACUAUAUUGGCGGCGACUUGGCUUCGUUCAAUCUGACGACUGUUGAAUCUUGCUGCGCUGAAUGUAAAAGGACACCGCGAUGCAAAUUGUUUGUGUGGUAUACCCUCAACGGUGGCUUGUGCCGGCUCAAGGACACCCAGGGUCGAAAGGUGCAUGUGGACGGAGCCAAGGCUGGCGUGCUACUAGCCCCAGCCUCGGGACGACGGCCGUAG
Aphanomyces astaci is the source of this 1710-nucleotide messenger RNA. RefSeq lists its product as hypothetical. Gene Ontology annotation, cellular component: extracellular region. The record is from RefSeq and is a predicted model, not a curated record. The coding region runs from base 1 to 1710 and encodes 569 amino acids. Gene Ontology annotation, molecular function: protein binding; serine-type endopeptidase activity. Gene Ontology annotation, biological process: proteolysis. The transcript has a single exon. NCBI's taxonomy places the organism in Eukaryota, Oomycota, Saprolegniomycetes, Saprolegniales, Verrucalvaceae.